Fimicolochytrium jonesii is the source of this 1735-nucleotide messenger RNA. RefSeq names its product tubulin, alpha, ubiquitous. The coding region runs from base 254 to 1606 and encodes 450 amino acids. The transcript is spliced from 4 exons. Gene Ontology annotation, molecular function: structural constituent of cytoskeleton; GTP binding. Gene Ontology annotation, biological process: microtubule cytoskeleton organization; mitotic cell cycle. The record is from RefSeq and is a predicted model, not a curated record. NCBI's taxonomy places the organism in Eukaryota, Fungi, Chytridiomycota, Chytridiomycetes, Spizellomycetales, Powellomycetaceae. Gene Ontology annotation, cellular component: cytoplasm; microtubule.
GCGCGACAGCAAAGCGUCCGAGAGGCCAAACAGACGCCCCCCCCCUCGCGGCUCCCGCAUAAAUACAGCCGCCCUUGCCCAGCGCCCGUCCGGAAUCUCUUCUUCACGGCAAUCUUUUUUUCCCACGCAGAUUCUCUCCCUCACUGGAGAAUCGAAUAACCGGAAACAAAGACUACCAGCACUCUAUCGCUUCGCUCUCUCGCCUUCUACUCCUCCCUCUGUCUCCUCUUUACCCUAAGAAACUACACUCAUCAUGCGUGAAUGUAUCUCGAUCCACGUCGGUCAGGCCGGUGUCCAGAUUGGUAACGCCUGCUGGGAGCUUUACUGCCUCGAGCACGGUAUCCAGCCUGAUGGUCAGAUGCCUUCGGACAAGACCAUCGGUGGUGGCGAUGACUCUUUCAACACCUUCUUCUCCGAGACUGGUGCUGGCAAGCACGUGCCCCGUACCGUCUUCGUUGACCUCGAACCUACCGUCGUUGACGAAGUUCGUACCGGUACCUACCGUCAAUUGUUCCACCCCGAGCAAUUGAUCACCGGCAAGGAGGAUGCCGCCAACAACUACGCCCGUGGUCACUACACCAUCGGAAAGGAGAUCGUCGACCUCGUCCUUGACCGUAUCCGUAAGCUCGCCGACAACUGUACCGGGCUUCAAGGAUUCCUCGUGUUCCACUCCUUCGGUGGAGGAACAGGUUCCGGUUUCGGUGCCCUCUUGCUUGAGCGCUUGUCGGUCGACUACGGCAAGAAGUCCAAGCUCGAGUUCUCCGUCUACCCCGCUCCUCAAGUUUCUACCGCAGUCGUCGAGCCUUACAACUCCAUUUUGACCACGCACACCACCCUUGAGCACUCCGACUGUGCCUUCAUGGUUGACAACGAGGCCAUCUACGACAUUUGCCGUCGUAACUUGGACAUUGAGCGUCCUACCUACACCAAUUUGAACCGUUUGAUCGCUCAAGUUGUAUCCUCCAUCACCGCGUCCCUUCGUUUCGAUGGUUCCCUCAACGUCGACUUGACUGAGUUCCAGACCAACUUGGUGCCAUACCCCCGUAUUCACUUCCCGUUGGUCACUUACGCUCCCGUCAUCUCUGCCGAGAAGGCCUACCACGAGCAGCUCACCGUUGCCGAGAUCACCUACUCUUGCUUCGAGCCCGCGAACCAGAUGGUGAAGUGCGACCCCCGUCACGGAAAGUACAUGGCUUGCUGUCUCUUGUACCGUGGUGACGUUGUCCCCAAGGACGUCAAUGCCGCCAUUGCGACCAUCAAGACCAAGCGUACCAUUCAGUUCGUCGACUGGUGUCCCACCGGUUUCAAGGUCGGAAUUAACUACCAGCCUCCCACCGUCGUCCCCGGAGGUGACUUGGCCAAGGUUCAGCGUGCCGUCUGCAUGUUGUCCAACACCACUGCCAUCGCCGAGGCCUGGGCUCGUCUUGACCACAAGUUCGAUCUCAUGUACGCCAAGCGUGCCUUCGUCCACUGGUACGUCGGUGAAGGUAUGGAGGAAGGUGAAUUCUCCGAGGCCCGUGAGGAUUUGGCUGCCCUCGAGAAGGAUUACGAGGAAGUCGGUACCGACUCCGUCGAGGGUGAGGAAGAGGAGGCCGAGGAGUACUAGAUGCUAGAUACCCCAAAUUCGUGUUAAAGCAUGUAUAAGUGCGGACACUUAUGAAAAUGAAAAGCUGUCUAGUUGUGUUUCAAGUCUUUGGUUCAAAAAAAUAAGAUGUAUUAUGCGUACCAUUAAGCC